AGGACAGGAACACACUGAUUGGUUAUUAAUCAUGGCGACUACACUGAAAGUCAUCGGUGGACAGGGAGGCGAUCCAUUUAGUUUCACUGGCCUCCACAAUGGUGCCACCCUGAAGAAGAUCGGAGUGGCAGUGGGCGGCUGGCAGAUCAAAGCUGUGCGGGCAGAACUGACCGACGGGCGUGUGCAGACCUUUGGAAAGGGUCACAGUUUCAGUGAGUUUACGUUUGAACCUGGCGAGAGCAUCACCAAGCUGUCCCUGUGGGGGAACGAUGCCGGAACCCGUCUGGGUGGCAUCAAGUUCUGGACGAGUUCUGGAAACAAGUUCUUCGCGCACAUGAAUGGCCAGGUUCUGAAGACCGAGUACUCCAUCGAUGUGGGGUCUGGAGUCUGCCUGGGGUUGGAGGGGAGAUCUGGCUCAGACAUCGACAACAUGGGAUUCGUCUUCAUCAAUGCCAUCAAGUCGUCUGUGCUAACCGACAUAACCUAUCCCAGCCUGGCCAAGUACACACCCCAGGUAAACAAAGAAUAUAUCAAAUCACAUUUUUAUCACAACGGCACUGCUACGGAUCUAGAGCAGAAAUCUACGUACAGCAGAUCUCUGACCAAGUCUACCACCUGGAGCACCACCACUAAGAUUGAGACCACCUUCAGCAUGUCUGUUACUGCACGGAUCCCGGACGUGUUUGAGACGUCUAGUGGGUUUGGCAUGACCUUGGGAGUGGAGCAGACCUCCUCAAUGACCAAAGAAGAGACCAUAACCAAAUCAGAGGAGGUCAAUGUGACGGUCCCGGCAAGAAAGACUGUGAGCGUUGAGUUUUCAAUUGGACGAGCAGUCAUCAACCUCCCCUUCUCGGCCACAGUGAAGAUCACAUGCCUGAAUGGCAGCGAGCUGCAGUUCAAAUCCACCGGCAACUACAAUGCAGUGGCUUUCACUGCAGUGGAUGUAAAAACCACUGAGUCUGAUUAUUUGAACGAUGGAGAAUAAGAUGCAUCAACAUCUUACUGUGCACAGUUUUUAUAUUGAUUGCAUAACAUUGGUUUGAUUGCUAAUGUAGAGUGACUGUCGCAGAUAAAUAAAUCAUAAUCAUAAACCU
Molecule: messenger RNA, 1094 nt
Organism: Gadus morhua (Atlantic cod)
Lineage: Eukaryota; Metazoa; Chordata; Actinopteri; Gadiformes; Gadidae
Product: aerolysin-like protein
Exons: 3
Coding region: 32-985 (317 amino acids)
Source: RefSeq, a predicted model, not a curated record